GUGUGGGUUUUGGGGAAUGGAAAAUUGGUUCCAUAGGAGUUAUCAUUUUCCGGUGUUCGGCGCCCAGAAAAUUUCAGAGCGUUUUGUUUUUAAUCUCUUAGGGUUGAGAAGCUCUCUUAUCUCUCUGCUCUGUGAAUCAUAAUCAUGAUUACAACACGACGAAACUGCAGCCCGAGAAAAUGAGAGACAACCAAACACCGCGCCAAUGCCCUUAAUUCCGCCUCCUCCUCCUCCUCCUCCUCCUCUCCCACCUACCUCUUCUUCUUCUUCUUCUUCUUCAUCCAUGGCGCCUCCUUCACCCACUUCCUUCUAUUCCUCUCCUUCCUCCUCCUCUGCUGCUCCGACACACCACUCACGCUCCCACUUCACGCCGAUUCAAGAAUGCGAGAGGGAAGAACGGGAGGAUGAGUUUGCUGCUCAGAAUCGGACUCAGAACACUGCCGCUGUCGGAUGUACGGACCGGGGAACGAGUCCGAACCUUCACUCUACACCGCUCAAUCGUGAGACGGUUAAGAAACGGUCCGAGUCGGAGUCGGAUUCCGUGUCGAGUUCCGAUGGUCCGGUCUCCUGCAACCGGUGUCGUCCUCACGCGCGGGAGAAAAUCUCCGUCGUUCCUCUGGAUAACAACAAUGGCGUUAAUAAACAGACGUAUUUCUCCAUGGCGAGCCCUAAUGGGAUUUUCAAAUCAUUAAUUUCGUCGUUGACGCGGAGGAGUCCGAAAUCGAUUAAUGAAUCUUCCGCCCUAACGGCUCGAGAGGAGCAAUGGAGGACUGCCGUAACGGAGCUCUCGCAGAAACUAGUUCAGGCGACGAGGAAGAGAGACGAGGCGAUUAUGGAAGCUUCUAGAUUAAAAUACGCCAUGGCUGAACUGGAGAAGAAACUGAACAAACUGGAGACGUAUUGCCACAGUUUGAAAUCCGGAAUCGAAGAAUGUAGCGGCAAUUCGCCUUGCCAAAUUGGGAAUUAUCAUCAAAUCCAGGAUUUACAACAGAUGAAUCAGAAGCAAGUAAUAGAACAUUUCUUAGUUUCAGUAUCGGAAUCUCGAUCGUCGAUUCGGCUUCUUAGCCGGUCACUCACUCUGCAACUCCGUCACGUCGGAGCCAAAGUAUAUGAACGAAUAUCCGUUCUUCUUCAACCUUACGAUAUCAAAAUCUCGUUCUCGAAGAACCCUAGAAGUUUGCUAUUCUACCUGGAAGCUCUCCUCAACCAAGCUUUCUUCGAGGAUUUCGAAUCGGUAGGGUUUCAAAAGAACGCCUCGACUCAGAUUCUCAAUCCGAUUGAAAGAUGCGACGCGAAUUUCGGAUGUUUCAAUUUUCUCCAUGAAUUAACGUGGGAGGAGGUUCUAAGCAAGGGCACGAAGCAUUUCAGCGAGGAUUUCAGCCGAUUUUGUGACCGGAAAAUGAGCGAGAUCGUGGCGAUGCUGGGAUGGAACAGAGCCUGGCCGGAGCCGCUACUCCAGGCGUUCUUCGGCGCGUCAAAGAGCGUGUGGCUUCUACACCUCCUGGCAAACUCCGUACAUCCGAAUCUGCCAAUUUUCAGAGUGGAGAAAGAGGCGGAUUUCGAUUCCGUUUACAUGGAGGACAUGAGCGGAGAGAAGGCCAGAAAGCUGAUUCCGUCGGUGGUCAGAAUAAUGAUCGCCCCUGGUUUCUAUGUAUACGGCAGCGUAGUCAAAUGCAAGGUAUUGUGCAGGUACAACGCCGCCGCCGCAACCGCCGCCGCAUUGUCACCGUAGUCUGGUUUGUUUGUAGGUCAUUUUGAUUUCUUUGUAGUAGCAAUACGAAGAUGUGAUUUCUAGAGUUGGUAGUGUGGUGGUCUGCUAAUUAGUGUUGAAGACUAAUAAUAAUAAUAAUAUUAAUGCCAUUUUAUUGAAGAACACAGAUCCUCCGAGGAAGAAGAAGAAGAAGAAGAAGAAGAAGAAGAAGAAGAAGGGGGGCGCCACCAUGUGAGUGAAGCUGCCGUCUCUUCUGCAACUUUGUUCAACCUUUUGAAACUUAGAAUUCAUAAUUCUCUCUUAA
Molecule: messenger RNA, 2015 nt
Organism: Cucurbita moschata (crookneck pumpkin)
Lineage: Eukaryota; Viridiplantae; Streptophyta; Magnoliopsida; Cucurbitales; Cucurbitaceae
Product: IRK-interacting protein-like
Exons: 2
Coding region: 206-1732 (508 amino acids)
Source: RefSeq, a predicted model, not a curated record